AUGGCUAUCCGACGUGUCGUGUGUCGUAGAGGCAAGCCGUUGGAGUUCUACUCCGAUAACGGGACGAACUUCCAAGCAGCCAGCAAAGAAGUCAUGAAGCAGAUAGCAAUGGAUCUUGAAGACGCCUUCACCGAUGCCAGAACUCGGUGGAACUUUAACCCACCAAGCGCACCUCACAUGGGCGGGGUCUGGGAGCGGUUGGUUCGCUCUCUCAAGACUGCACUGAGCGUUCUCAACGGUGGGCGAAAGCUGACUGAUGAAAUUCUAUUGACUACACUUGCGGAAGCGGAAGACUUGAUCAACUCGCGCCCUCUAACGUACGUGUCAUUGGAGCCAGGAGUAGAUGAAGCCCUGACGCCGAAUCACUUCAUUCGGGGCGUCGGCACACAGGUGGAACAUGCCGUUCAACCAACAAGCGAAGCAGAAGCUCUACGUGAUCGUUACAAGCAGUCGCAAUCACUAGCGGACGCGCUGUGGAAACGGUGGGUCAACGAGUACUUGCCGUCCAUCAACCAGAGGACGAAGUGGCAUUCGGAGUCACCGCCACUAAGCCGUGGGGACUUAGUCUACGUAGCUGAUGAUACCAUACGGAAGAACUGGGUACGUGGCAUCGUCAUCGAAACCAUCCAAGGCACGGAUGGAAGGAUCUGGCAGGCGAUAGUCACGACUGCUAAGGGUGAGUGCAGGCGGCCAGUAGUGAAGCUCGCGGUGCUGGAAGUCCAGGAUCGUAAAUCUGAAUUGGAGGCAUCCCCACCAAAGUUACGAGGAGGGGGUAUGUGCGCACCUACGAGCAAUGAAAACUAUCCUUGCGAAAAAUCAUACCCCGAGCCGAUGGGCUUUGAUAACAAACGUCAACGGGAUGGUGAGUGA
Messenger RNA from Wyeomyia smithii (pitcher-plant mosquito), 870 nucleotides. RefSeq lists its product as uncharacterized. Gene Ontology annotation, biological process: DNA integration. Bases 1 to 870 code for a protein of 289 amino acids. The record is from RefSeq and is a predicted model, not a curated record. Gene Ontology annotation, molecular function: nucleic acid binding. The transcript has a single exon. NCBI's taxonomy places the organism in Eukaryota, Metazoa, Arthropoda, Insecta, Diptera, Culicidae.